Messenger RNA from Fusarium pseudograminearum CS3096, 1428 nucleotides. RefSeq lists its product as uncharacterized. Gene Ontology annotation, biological process: ribosome biogenesis. Lineage: Eukaryota; Fungi; Ascomycota; Sordariomycetes; Hypocreales; Nectriaceae. The transcript is spliced from 2 exons. Gene Ontology annotation, cellular component: preribosome, large subunit precursor. Bases 1 to 1428 code for a protein of 475 amino acids. The record is from RefSeq and is a predicted model, not a curated record. Gene Ontology annotation, molecular function: protein binding.
AUGGGAGACGCUACACAGGUGAAGGUCGUCUUCACCACUACCGAGCAAGACUUGGUACUCCCCGAGUCUAAGCAACAGCUCCUCGUUCCCGCAGAUAUCAAGCGAUAUGGCCUCUCUAGGAUUCUCAACUCCGAGUCUAUGCUGGACACAUCCUCGCCCGUUCCCCUCGACUUCCUCGCCAACGGCACAUUCCUCCGCACCUCUAUCGAAGAGUACCUCGCGACCCACGGUCUAUCUUCUGAAUCUACUCUGACCCUGCAGUACGUUCGAAGUCUGCUACCCCCGGUCUACGAGGCGAGCUUCGAGCACGACGAUUGGGUCAGCGGGGUUGAUGUUCUUUCAGCAACCUCACGAGCAGGUCUUUUGGCUGGCGGCGCAAACGUUCCCGAGCGAGUGGCCAGUUCUUCUUACGAUGGUCUGGUGAGGAUUUGGAACCCUUCUGGGGAUGCGAUCGCAGUGUCCCCAGCUGGCCGAGCUGGUGGUCACACCCAGCGAGCCAAUGCCGUCAAGUGGAUUUCGCAAAAGCAGCUCGCUUCGGCCGGUUUGGAUCGCAAGGUUAUUGUCUGGGACUACAGCGAGUCCGACGACGGUUUCUCUGGUAGCCUCAAGCCCAGUAUGGAGCUGUGGGGUCACGAGAAGGAUAUCAACAGCAUCGACGUCAACGGUGCCACCAAGCGUAUUCUCACAGCCUCAUCUGAUGGUAAGGUCGGCCUCUGGACAUCAUCAAAACGCACAGCUCCCCAGGCUGAUCCCGAGAGCCUUCCCUCUGCGCACAGCACCAAGCGAGCUAAGCUGGCGAGCGCCGCCAACACCGCUCAGCGUGGUCCUCUCGCGCUGAUUUCCGUCCACGACGAGCCUGUUACUGCUGCCAUCUUCCACCCCAACGAUGCGACAGUCGCCUACUCGGCAUCAAAAGAUCACACUGUUCGUACCAUCGAUUUGACAACGCAGCGCGAGGUUAGCCGACUCACCACAAUGCACCCACUCCUCUGCGCAACGGCGCUUCCGGGAUCGUCGCUCAUCGCCGCUGGUUCGUCGGCCCGACACAUCACUCUUCUCGACCCUCGCGAGUCAGCUUCCACCACUUCAGCCAUGACUUUGCGCGGUCACGUCAACAUGGUUGUCUCUCUGUCCGCUUCGCCCGAAAACGACUACUCGCUUGUCUCCGGUUCACACGACAGCACGUGCCGUGUCUGGGAUCUGCGAAGCACAAGAAUGGGCAACUCGGAAGAGGGUGGCGGCAGCGUCAGUGAGCCUGUAUACACCAUCGGCCGAGAGUGGCUCAAGGGCAAGAAGCUUCCUCCCGCUGGUGAUGGAGCCAAGGUCUUGGGCGUAUCUUGGGAUAAGACUUGGGGUAUUGUGAGUGGUGGUGAGGAUAAGAAGGUCCAGAUCAACCGGGGACGGGACCUGUUCGGCUCAGGAUCAUAA